AAAAACUGAAAGUGAGACACAGACAGAGAGAAAGGAAGACAUCGAGGAUUCAGCCACAGAUGCAAUGGUGCAGCCUCUGAACCGGGAGGAUGUUCCGCUCCACUGUCCAGGUUGUCUCAGCCACUCGGCAACGACCAUAGUAAUAGACGAUGCUGACCAAAUGGUGCUGCUCAGGUACUGAAGUACACAACGGCCAAUCCUUGCCAAAUCACCAAGGCACUGCUGCUCCAGUCCAGACUGCCGGUAACAAGCCACGGUUCAGAGAGAUGACAAUGAGAAUCAAGUAUGCAAUUGUUCUCGUUUUUUUAGCCACCCUUGUGAUCAUUGAGAAGGAAAACAAGAUCAUCUCAAGGGUAUCUGACAGCUUCGCUCUCAAGCUGCCCAAGUUGGACUUUACCAUGAACUUCUCUGUGCCGGCCUCGGCCAAGUUCGCUGCCACGCCGUCCAGAUUCUGGGAGCUGGAGGCGGCGGUGGGUCAGCAGGAUGACAACAACAACAACAACAACAGGAGCAGCACGGCGGGACCGGUAGCAAGGAGCCAGCUGCUCCUGAUGGCUACCACCCGCACGGGCUCGUCCUUCUCGGGCGAGUUCUUCAACCAGAACCCGGGCGUCUUCUACCUCUUCGAGCCGCUCUGGCACGUGGGCAGCGCGGUGGCCUUCGAGUCGGAUCGGGCGGGCGGGGCCGCCUCGGGGCUGCUCAACCGCGACGUGCUGCGCCAGCUGCUGCUGUGCGACCUGUCGGUGCUUGAGGCCUUCAUUGCACCGGCACCGCACGGACACGUCACGCGCCACUUCUUCCGGCGCUUCUCCAGCCGCUUGCUGUGCGAGCCGCCCGUCUGCUCUCCCCCCGCGGGGGCCGCCGACAGUCCCGGCGACACCGCCAAAACCGACAGGUACCACUGCAAGAACCACUGCGGGCCACUCAACCUGACGCUUGCCGCCCAGGCCUGCCUGGGCCAGCGCCACAUGGCGGUUAAAACUGUGCGCAUGCGCCAGCUCGAGCUGCUGCGACCGUUGGUCGAGGACCCGCGCUUGGACCUACGCGUCAUUCAGCUCGUGCGGGACCCUCGCGCCGUGCUGGCCUCGCGCAUGGUGGCCUUCUCCAGCCGUUACGUGGCCUGGCAGCGCUGGGGGAGACAAGACAGCGCCGACCCGCCCGGUGCCGAGGAAGCGGCCAAAGUCCGCGAGAGCUGCGAGAGCUUGCGCGCCUCGGCCGAGCUGGGUCUCAGCCAGCCAGACUGGCUGCGCGGACGUUACCUGCUGGUGCGCUACGAAGACAUCACUCGCGAGCCGCUGAGGAAGGCGGCCGAGAUGCACCGCUUCGCCGGCAUAACCCUGGCCCGCGAGGUGGAGGCCUGGAUCCGCGAGAACACGCAGGGCCCGCAGCCCGGCACCCAGAAAGGCAGCGUCUACUCCACCCGCAGGAACUCGUCCGAGCAGAGCGACAAGUGGCGCCUCCUGCUGCCCUUCAAGCUCGCCCAGGCCGUGCAGGGUGCCUGCGGCCCCGCUAUGCAGCUCUUCGGCUACCGGCCGGUCCGUGACGCCGCUGCACUCGCCAAUCUGUCUGCCAGUCUACUGGAACCGGCGCCAUUUUGAGCAACCCGCAGGCCCUGAAGGACUCUUCAUGGCUUCACUGAAGAACACACUUGUUUUUCACAUUCCCCCCUCCCCACCAAACUCUCUACCCAUCCAAUCACCCUACCCUUCCCUCUCCCACCACAAAACUAAUCGACCACACCAACCAACCCUUCCCUAUUUCCCCCAACCAACGCUUCUCCCAUCACCAGCCAACCACCCCUUCUCCCCCAAUCCACCAACCAAUCAACUAAC
Callorhinchus milii (elephant shark) is the source of this 1832-nucleotide messenger RNA. It is a transcript of the gene chst3a, whose product is annotated as carbohydrate (chondroitin 6) sulfotransferase 3a. Gene Ontology annotation, biological process: N-acetylglucosamine metabolic process; carbohydrate metabolic process. NCBI's taxonomy places the organism in Eukaryota, Metazoa, Chordata, Chondrichthyes, Chimaeriformes, Callorhinchidae. Gene Ontology annotation, molecular function: N-acetylglucosamine 6-O-sulfotransferase activity; chondroitin 6-sulfotransferase activity. The record is from RefSeq and is a predicted model, not a curated record. The transcript is spliced from 3 exons. Gene Ontology annotation, cellular component: Golgi membrane. Bases 150 to 1598 code for a protein of 482 amino acids.